Messenger RNA from Exaiptasia diaphana, 2005 nucleotides. RefSeq names its product short-chain collagen C4. Lineage: Eukaryota; Metazoa; Cnidaria; Anthozoa; Actiniaria; Aiptasiidae. The record is from RefSeq and is a predicted model, not a curated record.
UUUGUUAUAAAACAUAACAUUCACUUCCCUGCGCUACGGGCAUCCAGCAUUUUAAUUUAYCAGCGUACACUUCAAGAAAGCACCCAAAGGUCCUUCAAGCAUCACCUCAUGUAGGUUUAUUGCUCUGGAAGUCGAUUCAUAAACUGCUGUUCUUUUAAAAUGGUUGACAAACCGAGAGACAAGGAGAAAUCAUGGUGGCCGUGGUUAAUGKCUGGAGUCUGUGUGACGUCAAUGAGUCUUUCCCUGGUUUGUUUGGCGCAUUUGUUAAUAGUGCAGCAUCAUUCUUGCGAGUGCAAGCCUGUACGCAAUGGACCUUACACUCCACAAAAGCCUAUAGGACCUACAGCACGAGAACUUGAUAAAACUCAGAAAUUAGAAAGCGAAAAUAUUGACAAGAGUAUUACAAAUCCAAAGCGCAUUCGUAGGCAAGUUAUUGGAGCAAAUAACCUCUAUCAACUUCAGACUCAGAUAAUGAUGAUAGAAACGCGGCUCCGACUUAUGCAGGACGAAAUCAAAAGAAGUAGAACCGUUACCGGKCGCAGGGGACCGUCAGGGCCGCCAGGAAGACCAGGUUCAAAUGGUAUGGAAGGAAGACCUGGCAAUGAUGGUCCGAUGGGCAUACCAGGAAGAGAUGGUAAAGACGGCAAAGAUGGUUUACCAGGCCCGCCAGGAGCUCCUGGUCCUCCCGGUGUAAACGGGUUGCAGGGUCCUAGAGGAGAGCGCGGGUUAAAAGGAAUUCGAGGAGCAAUGGGUGAUAAGGGAGAACAAGGAUUACCCGGACCAAAAGGGAACCGCGGUCCAAGUGGACGUAACGGAGAAAGCGGUGAACCAGGUAAUCCGGGAACAGCAGGUAAAAGGGGGCAAAAGGGAGAAGCUGGAUCUACUACCUGUUACGUCACGCAAAGUGGUAAACGUGUUCAAAAGGACUGUUACCUGGCUGCGCAAGAUCCUCCUGAURCGAGCAACCAAGGAAAGAGACAUGCUGGAGUUAUAUUUGAACGCUGGGGACGGACAGCUUGUCCUGUUGGAACAAGAUCGAUUUAUUCAGGGGCGACAACAAGGAACUUAUGUGUGUAGAUCGCGAAGCACGUGGAAUAUUUGGAACCCCUGAUUACGUCCAACCCUUACAUGCUGACUGCAACACCUUCAGUUGUCCACCAUACACGGACAGAGAACGACUACCCUGUGUUGUGUGCUCCAUGUAAUCUCAACGUAAUAAACGUGGUAAUCGUACCAAAAAAGGAAUAGCCGACUUUUGAUAUUUCUUAAUCAUUGACCAUGCACACAAGGAAUUGCAGACGAGGCUGCGGGGAAAUAAAAGAAUAAAUCAAGAUUAUCCAUUGUUUUCCAGGAGCCGCGUGUGCGUUCUUUUGUACAUAGUCAUCGAAUCAAAAUAUCUAAAGUUGAUUAUUGAUAUUUUAUCACAGAAUAAGCACUUUAGCACACAGAUUGSUAUACGUUAUUACUUACAAGAAAACAAGGACAAGUCUACUUCGAAUUUUUAGGCUGAAAUGGGUAUUAUGUAAAGGGUGGUUUAAAUGAAAACUUCAGGCGGACUUUUAAAUUUUAUGUUCUUAUACGCGGGUUUUUACUUUACCUAUAAUACUUGAGUUGAAUGUUAUAAACGGCGUCAUACCCAAUGUACAAUGUAUAGGAACUCGCUUAGUAAGUAAAGCUUAGAUGUUUUAGGGGCCGGAAAUGGCGUCGAUUUCAUUUUCACAUAUAGUCGACAAAUGCAAGUUAGAUAYCCUUCAUGCAACUGCAAUACUAUUGUUUAGCCUUUUCGACACGCCCGUGUAUAUUAUACGGGUAGGGCAUCAAUAGAUACUUUAAAUACUUCAAUUACCGUUCUACCUUUUUCGCCCUUAUUCCCAAAUUAUUAUGCGAAAAACCGCGACYUGAUCAGGUGUUGUUAGCAUGUAAAUCAUAAGUGGAAAAACCGYUUGUAAAUAUAAACAGAUGUAAACGCCGUAAGUAGAAUAAAAACCAAUUAAUGUUAGUUAUU